UCGGCUGAGCUUCGUAACAAAUGUAGACGCAGCAGCUGCGCUGCACAGAAGACCGAGCAAUCGGCUUAUAGAAUAGAGCUGCGUUACGAGCUAAAUAACAUUCGUAAUAAAUAUAAAUGUACAUUCGGAUCCUAAUGGCCUGCUAAUAUUGAUAUUUUGGCGCGUUUCUGUAAGGAUCGGCGGCCGUUAUUGUAGCAGCGCGCGCGAGACGGUGGAUUUACCUCAGAAAAACCAAACCGAAGACCGCGGAUAUUUCACCGGAAUAUUACGUAUUUACGGUGAGCAGGAGAACCGUUCGCCACACACCGUCACCCGCUCGGUUCACAGAUCACGGGGUUCUCGGAUGGAGCGGAACACCGAGGCGCGGAGUCACGGAUCGCGGUCCCGGUGUGAGGAGCUCCUCCGCGGCGACGCGUCCAUGAACGUAUCGAUCAGCUCCACCACCGGGAGCCGCUUCGAGCUGUCCGUUCCUCUGGAGGAGACCGUGGAGGGGCUCAACCGGAGACUGUCCGAGAAACUCCGGGUUCCGAGGGAGCGACUGCUGCUGCUGCACCGAGACACGAGGUUAAACUCAGGAAAGCUGCUGGAUUUCGGUGUGGCUGACGGAAGCAGACUGACGCUGGUGCCCACGGUUGAAGCCGGACUGAUGUCGCAGUCGUGCCGCUCGGAGCAGUCGGUCCUGCAGGCGCUGGAGACUCUCUCAGACGCUCAGGUCAGUGACUUCUUGUCGGGACGGUCCCCGCUGACCCUUGCCCUGCGUGUGGGCGAUCACAUGAUGUUUGUGCAGCUCCAGUUGGCGGCUCAGGCGUCUGGAGGACAGCCGUCCCUUUCCAGGGGUCCUACGGGCCCCAACCAGAUGCAUACAGGGGCCGUCAGCAGUGGAAACCCCUCAGACUCACAGCAGCGGGAACAGGACGUCUUUAAGAGCCGCUCUGCCCCGCCCUCAUCUCAGGAUCGCCACACCCACAGCGCUCAAAGCCCCACCCCUGCUCUUCACUCACAGCAUGUGUGCCACGCCCACAGCACUCAAAGCCCCGCCCCUGCUCCGCCCUGCAUUCAGGCUGAAGGCAGCAGACAGCGAUGCAAACCCGGCGCCGUCAUCGAGAGCCUGGUCAAUCAUUCGCCGGGAGUUUUCUCAGGAACCUUCUCAGGUACUCUACACCCCACCUGUCAGGACAGCAGCGGGGGUCCUCGCCGUGACGUCAGCACCAUCCUGCAGAUCCUCAACGACCUCCUGAGCGCCACACGGCUUUACCAGAGAUCUCCUCCGACACUGACGCACCUCCGCUGCCCUCCGACCUCACACACACACACACCUCCACCCUCACCUACCUCAGACACACACACACCUCCACCCUCGUCGACCUCAGACCGACCGCAGCCACAGCCGCAUGCACACCUGCGCAGGCCCUCCGGAGAGCGUCUGCGGCAGACGGAGAAUAAAGCCAUGCGCUGUAAGGUGGAGCAGCUGCAGCUCUUACUGCAGCAGCGGCGUCUGCGGCGAAAGGCCCGGAGAGACACUCGCGGCCCGUAUCACUGGAUGACCCAACGCCAGAACCUGUCCAGCGACGCAUCGCUCCCCCUGGACUACCAGGAGCCGGUCUGGAAACCCGACGGCCCGGCAGACAUCAACCCGGAGUUUGUCGUGGUGUGACGGACGCAAGGAUGAAACCGUGACACGACCUGGGCAUUAACGGCCGACUGACACACAGUCCCUCAGGAGCCGCUUCAUGGCCUUCACGGUCGGUUUGCAGGGAUUCUCAGUUCUCUUCACGGAUGUUCAAGCGCAGGAUGUAGCAUCUUCACAUCAGGUGUUCAACUCUGGUGCAUGAUGUUUUGCACAGUUCAUUUCUCUUGAGCAUUAUGGGAUUGUUGAUGUGUGUUUCAGAGGACAGACGUCAGUCAGACCGCUGAUUAUUUUCAGCCUGGUUUUGGGCAAAUCUCAUGAAAACAGCUCAUAUUUCACCCCAGAAUCAAAUGAAUAUGUAUAUUUGUCAUAUAAAGAAAAUGAAG
Sinocyclocheilus rhinocerous is the source of this 2013-nucleotide messenger RNA. Its product is annotated as midnolin-like. Gene Ontology annotation, molecular function: protein binding. NCBI's taxonomy places the organism in Eukaryota, Metazoa, Chordata, Actinopteri, Cypriniformes, Cyprinidae. The record is from RefSeq and is a predicted model, not a curated record. The coding region runs from base 344 to 1654 and encodes 436 amino acids. The transcript is spliced from 7 exons. Gene Ontology annotation, cellular component: nucleus.